AUGGCAUUUCCUUCCCCUCCGUCAAAGUCUUCCCCCACCUUUAACAGUUACUUCCUCCUUAUCAUAGUCAGCUUUGUCUUGGUAGCCAUUGCCAUCACCCUACUCUUAAACUCCUAUAGAUGCCUGCAAAUGGAGUCCUUUUUGCAAUGUUUCAGAAGAUGCUGGAUCAAAAAAGAGCCAAAAGCUGUAGAAAUCAUACCAGUUUGCAGGUAUAAGGAAGAGCAAUCAUUCAGUACUGAGUGUUCAGUUUGCCUUACGGCGUUCCAGGAAGGAGAGAAAGUGCGGCAGCUGCCGGCAUGUAGGCAUUCCUUUCACGCUCCUUGUGUGGAUAUGUGGCUAUAUUCUCAUUCGAGCUGCCCUUCAUGCCGGGCACUGGUGCCGCAGGCAACAAUGGAGGAUUCAAGACAGCAGAGGUUGGAGAAUAGGGAGGUGGCUGUCGCUAUUGUGUCUGCAUUGUGA
Molecule: messenger RNA, 459 nt
Organism: Dendrobium catenatum
Lineage: Eukaryota; Viridiplantae; Streptophyta; Magnoliopsida; Asparagales; Orchidaceae
Product: RING-H2 finger protein ATL73-like
Exons: 1
Coding region: 1-459 (152 amino acids)
Biological process (GO): protein ubiquitination
Source: RefSeq, a predicted model, not a curated record